Messenger RNA from Panthera uncia (snow leopard), 222 nucleotides. RefSeq names its product small proline rich protein 4 (gene SPRR4). The transcript has a single exon. The record is from RefSeq and is a predicted model, not a curated record. Lineage: Eukaryota; Metazoa; Chordata; Mammalia; Carnivora; Felidae. Bases 1 to 222 code for a protein of 73 amino acids.
AUGUCUUCUUGGCAGCAGCAGACGAUCCAGCACCUGCCUCAGAAGGCCCAGCAGCAGGUGAAGCAGCCCUGUCAGCCACCCUCUGUCAGGUGUCAGGAGAUGUGUGCACCCCAAAUCAAAGAUCCAUGUGCUCCCCAGCCCAAGAAGCAAUACCCACCCAAGGGCACAGCCAUGCCCACCCAACCACCAAGUGCUCCUCGGCCCAACAAGCCCCAAGAGUAA